AUCAGACUCGCUAUCCCGACAAGGAUGCUCCUUGGCCGAGAAUUGUUACACAGAUUCCCGGGCAGACGCUCCUUCGUCUCCAAAAAAAUCUUCAGGUUCCGGGGUGUUUUCUCAAUAGAUGCUUUAUGCACUAAAGCAAGUCUUACACAUCGUGUUCACUCAACCCAUUGAGAACUCCAGAACGAUUCUGGGUUGAGGAGGCUCAAUGAAGCCGGCCAAGGCCCACAGGAAGAAGCUCAAGGCCAUAGCUUCGGAGGCGGAGCCUGAAGUUGAGGUUGAGGGAGCUGCUUGCCCCACACCUGCCCCCUCAGCAUCCCCAGAGAAGGGGAACUCCCAGACACAUCACUGCAACGCUAUGGCAACGAAGCAGCUUCACAGUAAUGCCAUGGAAACCAAGCAGUUUCACAGUAAUGCCAUAGAAACCAAACAGCGUCACAGUAGCGCCGUGGAAACCAAGCAGCUUCAAAGUAACGCCAUGGAAACCAAGCAGCUUCAAAGUAACGCCAUGGAAACCAAGCAGCUUCAAAGUAACGCCAUGGAAACCAAGCAGCUUCAAAGUAACUCCAAGGAAACCAAGCAGCUUCAAAGCAACGCCAUGGAAACCAAGCAGCUUCACAGUAAAGCCAUGGAAACCAAGCAGCUUCAAAGUAACGCCAAGGAAACCAAGCGGCUUCAAAGUAACUCCAAGGAAACAAAGCAGCUUCGAAGUAACACCAUGGAAAGCAAGCAGCUUCACAGUAACGCCAAGGAAACCAAGCAGCUUCAAAGUAACGCCAAGGAAACCAAGCAGCUUCAAAGUGACUCCAUGGAAACCAAGCAGCUUCAAAGUAACGCCAAGGAAACCAAGCAGCUUCAAAGUAACACCAUAUUAACCAAGCAGCUUCAGAGUAAAGCCCUGGAAAGCAAGCAGCUUCACAGUAAUGCCAUGGAAACCAAGCAGCUUCAAAGUAACACCAUAGAAACCAAGCAGCUUCAAAGUGACUCCAUGGAAACCAAGCCGCCUAACUGUAGCACCCUGGAAACAAAGCCACUAAACUGUAGCCCCGUGGACAAUGAGCCGCCUCACGGUAGUGCCAGGGACACCGAUGGACUUGCCACGGCCGAAGGGGACUGCUCCUCAUGUGAUGGUGGUGUCCGUAACAAUGGCAACAGCCCCACCGCAGGCAACAGUCCCACCCACUCCGGCAGUGUGGAUGAGGACUCUCUGUCGGAGUACGACAACGUGGGCUCUGAGGAAGAGGAGGAGGAGGAGCGAGACUAUGAUGAAGAUGAGGAGCUGUGCACGGAUGCGGACGGCAUGACCUACUACGUUCACUGCUGCCCUGAGGACGAGAGCUACAUGGAGGGCAUGGACUGCCACGAGGGGGGGGAGGCGGGAGAAGGCCCCAGCACAGCCCGCGCGCCAGACAAGUCCAUCAGCAGCAACAGCAGCAACAGCAGCAGCAAACCCACACCCAACUGGAUCCCCUCAGAGGGCUUCUACCAGGUCCUCCAGCAAGACACGGAGACGCUGGUCUACAAACACCCAGAACCCCUCACCGACCCGACCUUCAUCCAGGCUCCCAUGGCCGAGGAUGAGGAAGAUGAGGAGGAGGAGGAGGCAGAUGAGGAGGAGGAGGAGGAGGAAGAUGACUACUUCCCCUAUGAGGGAGAGGAGGCUGAGGAGGACCAGCAUGGAGUACUCCACCCGCAGGACGGGAGGGACAGGGGGGGCAGGCUGGAGGAGCGGGGGGAGGCGGAGGAGGAGGAGGAGGCAGAGCGCUGCUGCGGGGAGAGGGAGGAGAGGGGCAGCCCUUACAGAGGGGACCAGAGCAUCCCUGAGGACUGCAGAGCCUACACCCACACACCACCCUGCACCCACACACCACCCUACACCCACACACCACCCUGCACCCACUCACCAGCCUGCAGCGACACGCCGCCUUAUGGCAGCUACACAGGAGACAGCGAGGAAGAGGACGAGGAGGAAGAAGACGACGAGGCCCACCCAGCCAGACGGAUCAGAGAGGAGAGGAGGGGGGUGGGGCGGGGGUCCAGCACCAGAACCCAGUCAGCCGGAGAGGCGAGGGGCAGAGAUGGCCGCCACCAGAACGGACUCAGAGGUACGGAGCGGCGCCGCGGCUCAGAGGACAGCAGGUGCCACGUGGAGAGACUCUCCCACAGCCCUCACCACAGCUCAGAGCUGGAGGACUGCGAGGCCCCUGAGGGCCACCCCUACCCCGGGCACGGAGACGGUGGGCAGGGGCAGGGGCAAGGGAACCGGCCCUACCCUGGACACAGGGACACAGAACAGAGGGCGUGGCACACACAGGGGCAUGACCCGAGGUCAGAGGUCACUGUGGACCUAGCUGAUGAGGUCAGGAGGUCACUCAGCAUGGGGAGGCACAUUAGUUCCGUGGAGAGGUCACGUGACCAUAGGGAGCCUCCUGAUAGGCCCAGAGGCCGCUCGCACCACCCCAGGCCGGUCAGCCUUCCCCUGGUGCUUCCUGAUGAUCUGGAGCGAGCCUCCGCUGACCUGCACUCCCAGUCCACAGAGGAGAGACGCCGAUCCGCACACGCCAUCCCCGCUCACGCCAGCCCAGAACGACACCCGGAACCAAACAGAACCCAGAGGAACCACAGAGCACCCCAGCAAGCAAAGAAGAAUACCUCCUUUCCUAGUUUUGUGGAGGUUCCAGGUCCAUGUGAGCCAGAAGAUCUGAUCGACGGGAUCAUUUUUGCUGCCAAUUACCUCGGUUCCACCCAGCUCCUGUCGGACCGCAACCCUUCCAAAAGUGUCCGCAUGAUGCAAGCUCAGGAAGCUCUGGACCAGGUCAAGAGUUCAAAUGAAGACGGUCCGGGCCUUACAGAAGUGGAUCUUUUCAUCUCCACAAAGGCGAUCAAAGUCUUAAAUGCUGACACACAGGACACGAUCAUGGACAACGCGCUCCGCACCAUCUCCUACAUUGCCGACAUCGGGAGCGUGGUGGUGCUGAUGGCGCGCAGGCGGAUGUCCCACUCCGCCUCCCUGGACUGCACCGACACCACCGGCGCCGCCGCCGACAGCAGGAAGCAGUACAGGAUGCUCUGCUUCGUUUUCGAGUCUGAAGACGCCCAGCUCAUAGCCCAGUCCAUUGGGCAGGCGUUCAGCAUGGCUUAUCAGGAGUUCCUGCGAUCCAACGGGAUCAACCCAAAGGACCUCAGUCAAAAAGACUACAGUGACAUCAUCAACACGCAGGAGAUGUACAACGACGAUCUGAUCCACUUCUCAAACUCAGAGAACUGUAAAGAGCUGCAUGUGGAGAAGCUGAAGGGGGAGAUUCUGGGCGUGGUGAUCGUGGAGUCGGGCUGGGGGUCCAUCCUGCCCACGGUGAUCCUGGCCUGCAUGCUGAACAGUGGCGCCGCAGCCCGCUCCGGCAAGCUCAGCGUGGGAGACCAGAUCAUGGCCGUCAACGACACCAGCCUGGUGGGACUGCCCCUCGCCACCUGCCAGAGCAUCAUCAAGGCUUUAAAGAACCAGGUGCAGGUUAAAUUGAGUGUGGUGAGCUGCCCCCCCGUCACCACCGUUCUCAUCAAGCGGCCCGACCUCCAGUACCAGCUGGGCUUCAGUGUUCAGAAUGGCAUAAUCUGCAGCCUGAUGCGGGGGGGCAUCGCGGAGCGUGGGGGGGUUCGCGUCGGGCACCGCAUCAUCGAGAUCAAUGGACAGAGUGUGGUGGCCAUGGCCCACGAGAAGAUCGUCCACGCCUUGUCUGUGUCUGUCGGAGAGAUCAACAUGAGGACCAUGCCAGCGGUCAUGUUCCGCCUCCUCACCGGACAGGAGACGCCCGUCUACAUCUGACGACUUUCACCAACAACACCGCACUGUGGUUGGACCACUGGUUACCAUGACAACCGAGAGCCCCUCCUCACCCCCUCGCCAUGCUCCUAUCAGUGUUAUUUUUACCGUGCGACUUGACUGCUAGGCCUCUCCUAGCCGUGGUCUGUGAUUGGAUAGGGUGUGUUUAGCGUUACUAGUUGUUCCGUGCACUGUCAGUAGUUUUGACUAAAAACAGAACCACACGUCGUCAUCUUCUUCGUCCGUCACGGAGCCUCUAACCAGCCGAGCCGCAUGUGCAGCAUGCAUGCCUUGUCACAAUUAAAUGACAUCAUCAUGAUUAUUUUUUUAAAACAAAACAGGAAUGCAGAAGGAAACAUGUUUAUUUUUUAACAAGAGCAAGGCUAUGAUGUAAAUAGUUGAGUUGGUGGUUUUGGUGGUGCGAGAUUAAGAAACACAGGGACUAGUUUGGUCUUUUGGAUGAGAUGCUUAUCUAUGCAGUGGUGUGCCCCACUUUAGUAAGGACUACACACACACACACCGAUGUGUCUGAGUGUGACUCUCAUAUGUGUGAGAAACUGUAGAAGUUCUAACGUCCAAAGAGUGUGUGUGGAUGACGAGAGAGAAGUGCUUCACCUUAGAAACAUAUCUCACUCUCACUGAGCGGAGCCCAUCUGAUUCACACGCAAAGCAAUCCCACUUACUUUGGCAUGGGUUCCAGGAAGAUGGCAAUACAUAACAAGUACAUGUGUGUGUUU
Molecule: messenger RNA, 4551 nt
Organism: Clupea harengus (Atlantic herring)
Lineage: Eukaryota; Metazoa; Chordata; Actinopteri; Clupeiformes; Clupeidae
Gene: apba2a
Product: amyloid beta precursor protein binding family A member 2a
Biological process (GO): chemical synaptic transmission
Cellular component (GO): cytoplasm; dendritic spine; plasma membrane
Molecular function (GO): amyloid-beta binding; protein binding
Source: RefSeq, a predicted model, not a curated record